Carassius auratus (goldfish) is the source of this 2088-nucleotide messenger RNA. RefSeq names its product leucine-rich repeat-containing protein 39-like. Gene Ontology annotation, cellular component: cytoplasm. The record is from RefSeq and is a predicted model, not a curated record. The transcript is spliced from 6 exons. Bases 986 to 1888 code for a protein of 300 amino acids. NCBI's taxonomy places the organism in Eukaryota, Metazoa, Chordata, Actinopteri, Cypriniformes, Cyprinidae. Gene Ontology annotation, molecular function: protein binding.
UGUGCUUUGGAUUUUGUGGUCAGAUUCAAAUUAGAAGAAAAAAUCCAGUGCUGUCAUCUAGUGAGCAAGGUGCACCAUUGACUCAUUGACAAAUAUAUAAAUAAAGGUCUUAUCCCAAAGGGGCGAUGAAUGGGCUUCCGCCCAAGUCACCUACACAUGGCACAGGUGUCCAGUUCCCCUCCUGGAGGUUUCCAUUCCUGCAGAAUUUACCUCCUGAAAACCCUGACUAGUUGUUUCAGGGUGUUUAAUCAAGGUUUAACCUAUACUUUAAAGGAAUGUGGUCCUUUAGCUCCAGAACCGGUUUAUUAGCUGGAUCAGGUUUAAUUAGGGUUACAGCUAAACUCAGGACACUGAGCCUCCAGGAACAGGAUUGGACACCUUUGGACUAUGAUAUGGUUUGUGGCAGUACUUAGAGCAAAGGCAUCCAAUCCUGCUUCUGGAGUUCCUGCAAAGGUUAGCUUCAACCUGCUCAAACACACCUGCCUAGGUAUUUAAAGUCAUUUUAAAAACCUUGAUUGAUGGUGUGUUCCAAACGGGAUAUAUCGCCUUCCGAAGGGCACUUUGGAGUGAAAACAAUUAUGGCCGCCAUAUUGAAGGGUCAUUUCUAAUGGAAGGGCUCAAAACUGGCUACUUCAAAGGGCCCUUCAGAAUGAAGGAUUUCAAAGGGUACAACACUUGGAAACUUCGGGCUCCCAUGAUCCUUUGAGCAGAUUCUUUGCAUGAUGACAGCGCCUGCGUGUGGGCACAGUAUGAUGACGCAGAAGGGCACUUCAAGAAACAGUUGUUUGGUCCCCUAAACCCUUAAAAGCUCUCACACCAGAGGGUAAACCCUUUGGAGGGAUUAGGACAUAGGGAUGAGCCCUUUCGAAUGGUACGCAGGGUAAGUGUGCUUAAUGGAGGUAGAAGCUGAACUCCACAGAAAGGUGGCCCUCCAGAAACAGGAUUGGACAUUCCAGACUUCUAAAAGAAAAAGAGCUAGACAACAAUGCUCGUUUAUUGCAGAUAUAGCAGUCUACUGGCUUUAACGAUUUUUUUUCUCCUAUCUAGUGUUUGGUUUUCAUUCUUUGCACUCUUUUCGCAGACUCUUCCUCCAGCUCUAGUUCAACUCUCCCAGAUCCAAGAAUGGCAGUUACACCGAAUAGGACUUAAAAAAAUCCCCCGGUUCAUCUCAAGCUUUGAGAGUCUCAUAGUCUUGGACCUGUCUCGCAAUUCAGUCACAGAAAUACCUAAAGAAAUCGGCAAACUAACUCGGUUAAGAGAGCUGUUUUUGAGCUAUAAUAAAGUAAGCUGCGUACCAGAAGAACUUGGUUGCUGUGAAAAUCUGGAGAAACUGGAACUUUCAAUGAACGAAAAUCUGGAUGAGUUGCCGACUCAGCUUAGCAAUCUAAAGAAGCUGUAUCACUUGGACCUCUCCAUGAACCAGUUCACCACCAUCCCAGAUUGUGUGGUCAACCUUCCUUCUCUAGAGUGGCUAGACAUGGGCAGCAACAGGUUGGAAAGUUUGCCAGAAGAUAUUCACAGAAUGGAGAAACUUCACACCUUGUGGCUCCCAAGAAACGAACUAGAGUACCUGCCAGACAAUAUCUGUCGCAUGCAAAGUCUGGACACGCUAGUUCUGAGCAAAAAUAAACUACGAGACAUUCCUCCACUUAUGGAGGGCAUGAGUAACCUCAGGUUUGUGAAUUUCCGAGACAAUCCUUUGACAUAUGAUGUGACGCUUCCUGACUUAAAAGAGGAUGCAGAUGAAGAAGAGAAUGACAGGGAGAUGUUUGGUCGCGAGUUCAUGCACUUCUACAUCCAAGAGGCCCGGAAAAGAGGAUCCCAAACUUUCACAUCAGUGAUAAAUGUGACAUUGGAAGGCGUGUCAGAGACCGCAUCUUCUUUGUGACUUGCAUGCUGGCUUCUGUCUUGAUCUGCCGGUCCAUCAUGUCAAGUUUUGUUCCCCCACGUUUUGUGAAGAGCACUUCACGCCUUUUAAACGUCUCGUCUAUGCUGUUUGUUGGAGUUGCUGCUUUCUGCUAGUAUGUCAUAACUAAUGUUUGUGGAUGAGCUAAAAAAUAAAAAUGCAUCAACAUUGAUCAAAUCAAA